Malurus melanocephalus (red-backed fairy wren) is the source of this 1065-nucleotide messenger RNA. RefSeq names its product methyltransferase like 25B (gene METTL25B). The annotation marks the transcript as partial. The transcript has a single exon. The record is from RefSeq and is a predicted model, not a curated record. NCBI's taxonomy places the organism in Eukaryota, Metazoa, Chordata, Aves, Passeriformes, Maluridae.
GGACACAAGGGACACCCCCGGCAUCGCCCCCUCACCCCACAGGCCCCACGGCACGUGGCCGGGCGCCUGGACCCCGGGGCUCCCUGGGGUCAAUUCCUGCUGCCCCCCGACCCUCCAGGACCCGGCCCCGCUGCCCGGAACCCACUGGGGGGCCCGGGAGGCUCUGAGGAUGGGGAACGAGUGCUGGUGACAGGGCUCCACGCCUGCGGGGACCUCAGCCCGGCCCUGCUGCGCCACUUCGCCCGCAGCGCCGCCGUGGCUGCCGUGGCCUCGGUGGGCUGCUGCUACAUGAAGCUGUCGACCGCCCCGCAGCCCCCCGGCUGCCCCUUGGGCUACCCCUUGAGCGCCUCGGUGGCUGCGUUGCCGGGCCACCGGCUGUCGUACCGGGCGCGGGAGGCCGCGUGCCACGCGGUGGAGGAGUACGAGGGGCGGCUGCGGGGGGACGGAGCCCAUCUGCGCGCCCACUGCUACCGCGCCGUGCUCGAGAGCCUCAUCCGCGCCGCCGACCCCGAAAAGAGGCACCUGGGCCUGCAGCCGGGCAGGAAGGCACACACCCUGAGCUUCUCGCAGUGAGUUUGGGCAGGGGGCACAUCCUGAGCUUCCCGCAGUGAGUUUGGGCAGGGGGCACUCCCUUCUGCACACCCUGAGCUUCCCGCAGUGAGUUUGGGCAGGGGGCACACCCUGAGCUUCUCCCAAUGAGUUUGGGAAGGGGGCACCCUCUUCUGCACCCCCUCAGCUUCCCAAAGUGAGUUUGGGUAGGGUGCACUCCCUUCUGCAUGCCCUUGCGGCCCCCCAUAAGUUUGGGCAGGGGGCACUCCCUUCUGCACCCCCUCAGCUUCUCCCAGUGAGUUUGGGCAGGGGCACUCCCUUCUGCACCCCGUCAGCUUCCCCCAGUGAGUUGGGGCAGGGAGCACACCCUGAGCUUCCUGCAGUGAGUUUGGGCAGGGGGUACUCUCUUCUGCACCCCCUCAGCUUCCCCCAGUUAGUUUGGGUAGGGUGCACUCCCUUCGCAUGCCCUUGCAGCCUCCCAUGAGUUUGGGCAGGGGGCACCCAAUUUUAGAUACC